This is a messenger RNA of Centropristis striata (black sea bass), 1506 nucleotides long. RefSeq names its product phospholipase A2, group XIIA (gene pla2g12a). Gene Ontology annotation, cellular component: extracellular region. The transcript is spliced from 4 exons. The record is from RefSeq and is a predicted model, not a curated record. The coding region runs from base 156 to 764 and encodes 202 amino acids. Lineage: Eukaryota; Metazoa; Chordata; Actinopteri; Perciformes; Serranidae. Gene Ontology annotation, biological process: phospholipid metabolic process; arachidonate secretion; lipid catabolic process. Gene Ontology annotation, molecular function: A2-type glycerophospholipase activity; calcium ion binding.
GACAGUGUAACCCGGAAACGGCAUCCACGGCAACAACAGGUUGGCUCCUAGCCUUUUUAAGCUAGGUAGUGAAAUGAAAACAAGCAGAAAGGAAACUUGAGAUGCCCUCAAGACAACAUCUUUAAGAUAUAAAAUUAAAACCAACGUGCCGGAAAAUGCGUGGCUCUGACGUGAAGUGGACGAUGCGCUACCAGCGCUACAUCUGUGUUUUUCUCUUGGGUUUGUUCUGCUGUGGAUAUCUGCCGUGUGUGACUGCCUGCCAAAAAGAGCCAGAGACUCCAGACUGGCGGAUGACUCUAAAAACUAUCCGUAACGGAAUACACAAGAUCGACACGUACCUGAAUGCAGCACUGGACUUGUUUGGUGGCGCUGACGGCUUGUGUCAUUAUAAGUGCAGUGAUGGUUACAAGCCGGUGCCACGUCCCGGCUACAAGAACCCACCACCCAACGGAUGUGGCUCCCCACUGUUUGGAUUUAAGUUCGACAUAGGCAUCCCAUCGAUGACCAAAUGUUGCAACCAACAUGACCGCUGCUAUGACACCUGCGGCCGCGAGAAGCACGACUGCGAUGAACAGUUCCAGGACUGUCUCGAAACCAUUUGCAGGAAUGUGCAAAGGACUCUGGGAUUGGCCCAGAGUGUCCAAGCUUGUGAGUCAGCAGUGACUCUGCUGUUUGACGCUGUUAUGCACAUGGGAUGUAAGCCGUACCUGGACAGCCAGAGGGACUCUUGUGUGUGUCAGUAUGAGAUGAAGAGAGAACUGUGACGCUGCCACGGGAACAAGAUGGAGAAUAGACUGGUUUUAAAAGCACAACACUGACAGAAGGAUGCAAGCAAUAUACUUUUUUUUAGAUGUUCUCAGGGAUAGAGCUUCUUUGGCCUGCACUGACUUGUGUUCAUCACCUCCUCUUAUUGGAGUUUUCAAAUGAUGAAAAUAUCUAGUGGAUAAUUAAUAUAUUUCUCAUGCAGUUGAUUAUUUAUAUUUUGUUAAUAUAGUGCAAUGUGUUUGUCCUGUGAUAGACUGGACAGAUGGUCUCCAGGGUUACUCUUGCUGUUGGAUACACUUUAUUUUAUUGGUUCGUCAAUUCUAAUUAAAAUAAAAUAAAUACAUUUGGCACUGAUUGUGGAUAAAAUAGAGAGCUGCUCUUUGAUGGAAAUUUGUCUAAAAACAACUAAGCUAACUAAAUUAACAGCCUCAGAACUUGGUAUUUGUUUCCCUGUAAUUAGUAUCAAAUUUAAAUAGUCCUGUCUAGGAAACAGUCAAGAAAUGAUCAGGAAGUAAUUACCUGUAAAGUAAAACCUUCCCGCCCCCUACCCAUGAUAACACUAAUAGGAUGUGAUGAAUAUUAAUUAAAUUAUGUCUGUUUCUACAGCAUUUGAAACAAUUGUGGUUCUCCUGUUUGAAAAUGUGUAAAAUAUUUGUAUAUUGUCGCAUUUCAGGGAAUUCGCUGUGGAGAAAACUUGUGUUAAACUGUCUUUAAAAUAAAGAAACAUGUUUUUAUUGCUAA